GAGUUGAAGCUGCUUCAAGAAAUCCGCGGCGACUAAUUCUUCGAAAUCACCAAGGAGGGCGUGUUAAGAGUAUGGUGAUAGAGUGACAGACGCUAAAAUGAAUACAUUUGGCAGUCGUCGUACAAACGUAAAAAUAGCAGUAGGAGCUUUAGUAUGCGAGGAAAGUAUUUUAAAAGGGGAUAUCACUAUUGGACCAAAAACUAUAAUUCAUCCAAGAGCAAGUAUCAUUGCAGAAGCUGGUCCAAUUAUAAUAGGUGAAGGGAACAUUAUAGAAGAAAUGGCGAUCAUAACAAAUAGGUUACCACCAGAUACUCCCGAACCAACAACAAUUCCGGUACAAAUAAUAGGCAAUUAUAAUGUAUUUGAAACUGAUUGUACUUGUGAAGCAUUUAAAGUUGGAGAUCAUAAUAUUUUAGAAAGCAAAGCUCAUGUUGGUCGUGAGGUUGAACUGACCAAUGGUUGUAUUAUAGGAACGUCAUGCACAAUCACAGAAGCAGACACAAUACCAGAAAAUACAAUAAUUUAUGGUAACGAAUGCCAACGUAGAGAAAUGCACGAUAAACCAUAUGUGAGUUUCUAUUGAAUGUGGGAUUACAUUAUAGAACAACAAUUUUUCUGGAGGAAUAUAUGAAGAGGAAACGCAGUUAAGAGCGUAGCGGUCGCGAGUGCCGCUUUAUUUUAAUGAUCGCUCUUCGCAACCCUCUUGAACGCAACUCUUGUCGCGGAAAGUGGUGACCCGAGAGAGCUGUCAUAUUUUGACGUCCGCAGCGGGCGUUCUAGGCCAGAAGGGGGAGACAAGAAGAAAAGAGAUUAUUUUUCGUCGCGCUGGGAGAAGCCAGAAAUCAGUACGACGGCACAACCAAGGGAAAGUCCCUAAUGGCGUAACAACCACAGAUUUGUGCAAGGUUUUCUUAUCCCUGUUAGUGCGAAUUCAUUAUCGAUAAACUUUUAGCGGAUGAUUUUUGUCUAAAUUGAAAAGAGACUUAAUUCUUUAGUUGCUAAUUUGAAAAUACUUCAAACGAGAUAUAGAACAUAUAACAAACAACAUAACAAAUUUUGGAUUACGAUACUCUUGAAAUGUUUCUUCAACUUCAAACUUACUACUAAUACUUCACAUAUUACUUUUUACAGCACUAUAAUAUUCUACGACACUAUAACUACAUCAAUUAUGCGGGCCGCAGUAUCUUCAUAAAGAAAUUCCUUCGCAAAAGUAGUUAUCCAGAAACAGUAAACUAAUCCCACAAAAUUAAUUUAUACAAACAAUUUUCUUAUAAACAAAAUUUUAUUUUUGUAGCAUAUUAUUCUAAUCUAUAAAGGCGAUUACCGUAGUUAUGGAAAAAGAUCAUUUUUAGAUUUAUAACAAGGAUUACUCUUGCUUAAUAAUCGAGCCUAAUGGAUGGAAUAUGAAAAGAACUACAACUGCAACUGCAAUUGCAAUAUAAAACAACGAAAAUCACGAAGAGCACAAAAUGAAUUCAGCACCAAGUGGAACUUCAACCGCAUUAAAAUCAUCCGCCAAUAAUUCAGGGAAUAGUUAUCGUUGGACGAUAGACGGUCCCUAGAGAACGUUUCACGAUGAUCUUUCGUCCAUCAACGGUGGCGGCGAUCGUGAACGCGUCAAACAACUCUCGGCGCCCUCGCUCUUGCGCUUAAAUUGACGUCCGCGGACAACACGGGAGAACCGCUUUGUCGAGCGGCGAACAAGAGUGACGAGCGUUGCGAAUGCACGACUCGCUUAACAUUUCCAUUGUGAACGCAAACGAAGA
Messenger RNA from Bombus impatiens (common eastern bumble bee), 1766 nucleotides. It is a transcript of the gene DCTN6-p27, whose product is annotated as dynactin subunit 6. The transcript is spliced from 5 exons. The record is from RefSeq and is a predicted model, not a curated record. The coding region runs from base 98 to 583 and encodes 161 amino acids. Gene Ontology annotation, biological process: mitotic spindle organization. Gene Ontology annotation, cellular component: dynactin complex. NCBI's taxonomy places the organism in Eukaryota, Metazoa, Arthropoda, Insecta, Hymenoptera, Apidae. Gene Ontology annotation, molecular function: dynein complex binding.